GGGGCAGCUGUCACUAUCUCCUGAAUAGGGAGGAGGGCAGCUCUCUGUGCCCGGCACUCUAUACCCAGUGCUUUGCCCGGGAAGAGGAGGUAGGGAGGAUUGGCUGCUGGGCACUGCUGGGGUCCCACUGCCUCUCCCCAUGAGCUCCAGGGAUGAGGGGCCACCGGUGGCUGAACCGAAGUUGGAGACAGUUAUUCAGAAGCUAGAAAGCAACGUCCUGACCUCGGAGGAGGAAAAGGGCCUGACAGUGCAGGAUCCAGGCCAGGACACGGGGCCCUCCCGCCUGCCUGCUUGCAUCCGUGAAAUCGUCACACGAAAUCUCUCUGAGCCUGAGAACCCAGAGGCUUCUCAGUCCCCAGAGAUGGCAUCCUUGCUAACACUCCAGGAAGAGAACCGCAUCCUGCAGCAGGAACUAUCCCGAAUUGAGGACCUGUUGGCCCAGAGCCGGGCAGAACGGGAUGAGCUGGCCAUAAAAUAUAAUGCCAUCAGUGAGCGGCUGGAGCAGAGCCUUCGGCUGGAGUCCGGGGAGCGGGAGCCCUUGGGGUACGGGGUGCUGGGCCAGCAGACCUUGGAGCUGCGACGCCAGCUAGAGGACGAGCAGGCCAGCUACAAGCGCAAACUCCAAGCCUACCAGGACGGGCAGCAGCGCCAGGCCCAGCUGGUGCAGAAGCUACAGGCCAAGGUUCUCCAGUACAAGAAGAAGUGUGGAGAAGUGGAGCAGCAGCUUCUGGAAAAAUCUGCAGAGCUGGAGCACCAGAAGUUAGCGCAGGACGAAGAACACAGCCAGGACCUGGAGAAUGCUCUCGUUCGGCUGGAAGAGGAGCAGCAGAGGAGCGCCAGCCUGGUGCAGGUGAACGCCAUGCUUCGGGAACAGCUCGACCAGGCCAGUGCAGCCAACCAAGCCCUGGCCGAUGACAUCCGCAAAGUGACCAGCGACUGGACCCGGAGCCGGGGGGAGCUGGAGCAGCGAGAGGCCGAGUGGCGGCGGGAGGAGGAGUCUUUCAAUGCUUACUUCAGCAAUGAACACAGCCGGCUGCUCCUUCUUUGGAGGCAAGUAGUGGGCUUCAGGAGGCUGGUCAGUGAGAUGAAGACUUCCACGGAGAGGGACUUGUCCCAGCUGGGCAUAGAGCUGGCCCGGACCUCCCGUACCAUCCACUCAGCCAGCGUAGGGCUGAGCGGGAGCCUCCGGCUGGCGGAGAGCAGCAGCGAGGCCGCCAUGGAGAAGGCCGCCCUGCUCCGCACCCAGCUGGAGGAGCAGCUGCGCGACAAGGUACGCGACAUGAUCCAGCUCCAAGUGAAGAGCGACCUGGAGAAAGCCGAACUCAACUCCAGGGUGAACGAGCUGACCUUGCUGGUGGAGCAGCUUCAAAGCCAGAAUUCAGAGAAGGACCGAGCCAACGAGGCCCUGACCCAGAAGGUGGAAGCAUUGGAAGCUGUGCGGCUGCAAGAGCAGGCGGCCAUGGAGGCUGAGGAGGUGGAGGCCCUGAGGAAUGAGUCAGAAGUGCUACAGCAAACCUUGCGGGACCUGGCCCAGGCUGUCCUGUCUGACACAGACAGUGGUAUCCAGAUGGGUGGUAUGGAGCGUACCCCCGAGGCCUCAGAUGGCAGUCUACGCGGCCUCUCUAGCCUGCGAACCCCUUCCCCUCUCCGGCGCUCAUCACCUCGCCCCAGUGGCUCCCCUCGCCCCAGCCUGUCCCCAGCCUUCUCUGAUUCUACCCUUGCCUUGGUCCAUUCUGCCCUGCACAAGAGACAAAUGCAAGUCCAGGAUAUGCGAGGACGCUAUGAGGCCAGCCAGGAUCUUCUGGCCUCCCUGAGGAAGCAGCUGGCAGACGGUGAGGCUGAGCGCCGGAGUCUGGACAAGCAGGUUCUGCAACUUCGGGACGUGGCUGAUGGUGCCGUCCAGGCCAAGGAAGAUGCCCUUCGAGACAUCCAGAGGCUGCGCAGUGCCCAUGACCUGCUGAGCAGCGAGAAGGAUGGACUGGUGCGGAGCCUGGCGGCCAUGCAGAUGCAGGUGGAGAUGCUGCAGCAGGAGAAAGAGAAGCUGCAGCUGGCCCAGGAUGAGCUGCAGAGGCAGAGGGACCAGCUGGAGGAGGAGAAGGAGGAUAUCACCCAGGACAGAGAGAGAUUCCACAAGGAAAUAGAGCGGGGUCAUAAACAGUUGGAGCAGCUGGAGGUGAAGAAGUCAGGGCUGAUGAAGGAGCUGAUCUUGGCUAAGGAGACCCUAAGCAAGGCCACUUUGGCAAAGGAGGUGAUGGAGGCCGAGAAGACGGAGGUGACGGAGGCACUGACCAAGGUGGAGGCCAGCAGGGCUGAGCUGGAGCUGUCCAUGAACAGACUGAAGGGAGAGGAAGCAUCUCUGCGGGAUUCCUUGUCCAAGUUGAGUGCCCUCAAUGAGGGCCUGGCCCAGGACAAACGGGAACUGAACCAACUGGUCUCUCAGCUUGAAGAGGAGCGGGGAACCCUCCUUGGGCAGAAGCGAGAUGCUGAGCAGGAGAAGGCUGCUGCCCAGGAACAAGUGGCACAGCUGGAGCAGGAGAAGCUGGUGCAGGAGGCAGAGAGGCAGAGCCUGGAACGCUCCCUCCAGGCUGCCGAGCUGGCGCGGGAGGCCCUGGAGCAGCAGCUGCCUGCCUUUCAGAAGGAGCGUGGCCAGCUCCAAGAUCAGCUGUCGCAGUUGUCAAGACAGUUGGGAGCACAGCAGGAGGAGCUGCAGAGAGCUCACAGAGAUGGGGAGCGGCAUUCGGAGGGGCUGGAGCGGGCUUUCCGGGAGAUGGAGUCACUGACCAAGGAGCGCGCCAGCCUGCUAGUGCAGCUGACUGCCUCUGAGCGAGAGAAUCGGUCCUUGGCUGAGGAGGUAGCCGGCCUCCGCUCAGAGAAGGACACCCUGGAGACCAGCCUGUUUGAUGCCCACCGACAGCUCAGCCAGAUGGAGGCGCGCAGGGAGCAGCUGGAGGCUGAUGUGCAGGGCCUGCUGCUGGCCAAGGAGACGCUGACCGGACAGCUAGUGGGUCUUCGGCGGCAGAUGGAGACCGAGGUACAGAAGCUGGUGCGGGACAAGGAGCUGCUAGCCCAGCAGCUGGUGCAGGUGGAGCAGGAGGCCCAGGCCACCCUUCGAGGAGAACAGGCAGCCCACGAUGAGGACGUAGAGCGGCUGCGUCAGGAGAAGGAGGUGGCCCGACGAGAGCUGGAAGCUGAGCGAACGGAGCUGCUGCACCGCCUGAGCCAGGAGCGAGAGGAGCUGCUGGCUCGGCUCGAGGCGGAGAAGGAGGAGCUGAGCGAGGAGAUCACUGCCCUGCAGCAGGACCGGGACGAGAGCCUCUUGCUGGCGGAGAAUGAGAAGCAGCAGGCCCUGUCUCUGAAGGAAUCAGAGAAGACGGCUCUGUCCGAGAAGCUUUUGGGCACCCAGCAGAGCCUGGCCACCAUAUCCAUGGACUUGGAGAGGCAGAAGCGCGAUGCCUUGACCCGUCAGGAACAGGACCGGAGCACCGUGAAUGCCUUGACCGCAGAGCUGCGGGACCUCCGGGCCAAGUUUGAGGAGGCCAUCAACAACCAUGAGCGCGAGGUGAAGGCGCUGCAGGAGCAGGCCCGGGAUCUGGGCCGACAGCGUGAAUCCUGCCUGCGAGAGGCUGAUGAGUUAAGGACUCAGCUCCGAUUGUUGGAGGAUUCCCGGGACGGGCUCCGGAGGGAGCUGCUGGAGGCCCAGCGGAAGGGCCGAGAGGGACAGGAAGGGCGGGAGGCACAGCGCCAAGAGACCCUAGAGCUGCGCCGUAGCCUGGGGGACAGCACCAAAGAGCGAGAGGCCCUGAGGCGCUCCAACGAGGAGCUGAGAGCCGCUGUCAAGAAGGCGGAGAGUGAACGCAUCAGCUUGAAGCUCGCCAAUGAGGAUAAGGAACAGAAACUGGCACUUCUGGAAGAGGCUCGGGCGACCUCAGGCAGGGAGGCAGGAGAGCUGCGGGCAGGGCUGCAGGAGGUCGAGCGGUCCAGGCUCGAGGCCCGGCGGGAGCUGCAGGAGCUCAGGCGCCAGAUGAAGAUGCUGGACAGUGAUAACGCCAAGAAGACCCAGGAGCUGGUGGAGCUGCAGGGUCGAGUAGCCCUGAGCCAGCAGCUGGAGAAGGAGGCUCGCAGGGAGGCCUUCGGCCUCAAGCAGAAGGUUCUGAAGGGAGAGGUCGCCCUGGACGGGACCAAACAAGAGCUUCUUACAGUUCAGAGGAGACUUUUGGAGGUGGAGCAGGGAUUCCAGGCCCGGGAGCGAGGCCUCCUGGGCUCCCUGGAGGAGUCUCGGGGCUCGGAGAAGAAGCUUCUGGACAACGCUCGGAAUCUGGAGCUGAAGCUAGAGAGGACGCAGGCCGAAGCUGGGGAGCUGGGACUCCGGCUGAGCGCCGCAGAGGGCCGGAUCCAAGGCCUCGAGAUGGAGCUGGCCCGAGUGGAAGGGCAGCGGCGAGAGGCUGAAUUCCAGCUGAGCAGCCUGCGCUCAGCCCUGCGCCGCACGCUGGGCAUAGGAAGGGUCCCUAGUCCUGCCUUCCGGGCCUACGCCAACUCCCCUAAGAGGAUCCCCUCCCCAGCGAGAGGGAGUGGGGAGUCGCCUCCAGAGGGGUCCAGUUGCUCCAGCUCCCCCGAACGCACCCGUCACUCCUGCGCCACCUCCCCGGAGCCCAUGUCCUCCCCGCCACCUCCCACCAUGGACCUGGAUGCUGAGACGGUGCGGGCGGCCCUGAGGCAAUUCCUGAAGGAGCUCCAGGAUGCCCAGCGGGAACGGGAUGAGUUACGGGUUCGAGUGAGCACCCUGAACCGACAGCUCGCCGACUCAGAAAGGGCUCGAGACACAGCCAACACCCACGUGGAGCAGCUGCAGAAGCUGGUGGUUGAGUGCGAAGAAGGGCGACGUGGGGCAGACGGGCGGCUGAGCGGGGCCCAGGCAGCCCUCGUGCUUCGCGAGGAGAGCGUCCGGCGCAGCGAGCGGGAGCGCCGGGCUGCUCUGGACCAGGUGGCCACCCUGGAGAGGAGCCUGCAGGCAGCCGAGAGUGAGCGGCGGGCCAGCCAGGAGAAGAUCAGUAAGAUGAAGGCUAAUGAGGCCAAGCUGGAGAGCGACAAGCGGAGACUAAAGGAGAUCCUGGAUGCCUCGGAGAGCCGGGCCACCAAGCUGGAGCUGCUUCGGCACUCCCUGGAGGGCGAGCUGCAGCGGAGCCGGCUAGGGAUGGGGGACCGGGAAUCCCAGGCCCAGGCUCUCCGGGAUCGGGCAGAGAACUUGGAGAGACAGCUGGCAGACAGUGAGCUGAAGGCCGGGGCCCUCCAGUUGACCGUGGAUAGGCUGAACAUAGCGCUGGCCAAGGCGGAGGAGAGUGAGGCAGCCCUGAAGGAGAAGGUUCAGGGCCUGACGGCAUCCCUGGCGGAGAGCAGCCGUGCUGUGACCUCGGCCCAGGACAAAAACCUGCACCUCCAGAAGUCCCUGACGGCCAGUGAGCAUGACCGCAGGGUCCUCCAGGAGCGGUUAGAUGUUGCCCGCCAGGCCACGGCAGAGGCCAAGAAGCAGAGCAGCUCCCUGGGGGAGCAGGUCCAGACUCUGCGCAGUGAGCGAGCAGACCUGGAGCUCCAGAAGGCUGACCUUGAGGGCCAGGUGCAGCAGCUGCAGGAGCUGCUCGACCAGCGGCAGGCGAGUGAGACCACUGCUCUGCAGGGCCUGCAGAAGGUGAAAGAGGAGAAGCAGCAGCUUCAGGAGUGCCUGACCAGCCUGCAAAAGUCCCUCAGCCAGCUGGAGGGGGAGAAGCGAGAAGCCGAGCGCUCGGCCUUGCGGCUCGAGAAGGACCGUGCUGCCCUCAAGAGGACUCUGGACAAGGUGGAGCGUGAGAAGCUGCGCAGCCACGAGGAUUCUAUUCGGCUGAACCACGAGAAGGGCCUCCUGGACCGCUCGCUCACUGGGGCCGAGCAGCAGAUCCAUCAGCUGGAGGCCCAGCUGCUGGAGAUGGAGCAGGGUCAGUGCCUGCUGGAGACAGGGGGACAGACGCAGCUGGAGCUGCAGCAGGAGUUAGAGCGGCUGCGAGGGGCUCAGGCCCAGGCCGAGAGGACCAUGGAGGCGCGGGAGCGCGUUCACCGUCAGCGCAUUCGUGGCCUGGAGGAGCACAUCUCCACCCUGAAGGAACGGCUGCAGCAGGAACUUCGCAGGGUCCCCCAGGGCUUCUCUCCAUCCUCUUCAUCCUCUGCCCCCUCUGGAAACUGAGCCCCCCUCCUGCUUGGGCAGCCACUGAGCCCCCAUCCUCACCCCGGACCUGGACACUGUCUUGGUGCUAGGCCUGCUUCUGGCCCAGCUGCCCCAGAGCUUUACAGGGGCACUGGGGGACCAUGGGCCAGGGCCUGACCACUGAAGAAUGGUGGGUGGGAAAGGAGGGGAAGCCAUGGCCUGCUUGGCUGCAGAGGGUGGAACGAGGAGCAGAAUCAGAGAUUUAGGUUCAAUACAUGGAAACAUUAACCACCAGUCAGAGUGGCCUGGGCUGCCUUGGGAGAUGCUCCCCAUCACUGGAGAGAUCCCAGCAAAGGCGGUGGGAUGACCACGUGUGGGGGGAUUGUACCGGGGACCCUGCUCAGGUCUGGUUGGCCCAGAUGGCCGCUGAGGUCCUUCAGGCUCUGAGAUCAUGUGAUUCUGUGACUGUUUCCCCUCCACAGCUGGGCUGCUGGCAGAGGCUGGAUUCCAGCCCCCCCCCCCAAGGUACCAAGGUCAGCUUCCCCUGCCUGUGGAUCAAGCCCAUUAGGCCCAGAGUCAGGGGUAGUGAAUCACUUUGUUUGGGAUGAGGGAGGACCCCCAAUUCAGUGCUCCGCUCCCUGCUCCCUACCCCCCCUUGCCAGGUGACUCUGGCCUCUUCCCAGAAUCUCCAACAGUCAUCUCCAUUGGCUACCUCUCAGAGAACAUCUAAGCAUAGCCCCACAGGCCUGUGGCUCUUAUGCCUUUUAAGGAAAAAACCUACCUGUGUUUCUUUGAG
Molecule: messenger RNA, 6968 nt
Organism: Vombatus ursinus (common wombat)
Lineage: Eukaryota; Metazoa; Chordata; Mammalia; Diprotodontia; Vombatidae
Gene: CROCC
Product: ciliary rootlet coiled-coil, rootletin
Exons: 37
Coding region: 140-6211 (2023 amino acids)
Biological process (GO): centrosome cycle
Source: RefSeq, a predicted model, not a curated record